Messenger RNA from Danio aesculapii, 1857 nucleotides. Its product is annotated as nuclear factor 7, ovary. NCBI's taxonomy places the organism in Eukaryota, Metazoa, Chordata, Actinopteri, Cypriniformes, Danionidae. The record is from RefSeq and is a predicted model, not a curated record. The transcript is spliced from 11 exons. Gene Ontology annotation, molecular function: protein binding. Bases 79 to 1410 code for a protein of 443 amino acids.
AACACGGCUGAGAGAGCGCUAGCCUUCAGUUUCAGCAGACACCUCGAGCUGCGUUCACCUGCUCCCCAACACCUCACCAUGGGAGAACAGACGAAGCCCUAUAAGAGCAUCCUGAAGGACAACACUCUAAAAGUGCCUCAGAUCUCCAACCAGGGGCAGCAGAGUAACUCUAUCGGUGCAGUGCGAUGGGUUUUACCGGAUGAAGAGGUUCAAGUGCACAGCUCCGCACCCACGAUCCCCUACAAGGGUAGCAGCGGCUUCUCCACCCGCUCACAGCAAAGGCAGCGUCAGCAGGGCCUGAAGGACCUCCGCAGCUUGGACGAGUGCAUUCAGUUCAUCAACGGCUGGAAACAACAGGUGGCACAUGUCUGCAAGAAUGAGGAUGAUCCCGGUGAAGGAAGCAGCAGACCAACAAAAACAGACUCCAGAACUGAACGCAGUCUUGAAGAGAGUCGCAAGCUUAUUCUGCAGUGGGCCAAUGAACUUCAAAGUGUAGACAAGCUGUCCAAAAAGCAUGCAUGGUUGAAGGAAAGGAUUGAUCUGGAGGAAGAAGAUGACAAAACAAAGCAGGAUAAAAGUGAGGGUGAUGCGGUGCAGGAGAGGAUCACAGAGUGGGCCAAAGAGAUACAGAGUGUGUCAGAGCGCUGCGGUAUGCUGGGAGAUGAACUGGCGCAGAUGUUGCGUCUACUGGGACUGAGGAAGAAGAGACUGGCUACCCUCAUGCCACUGCUGGAGUUCAUCACUUGGAGUCUGCUGAAAGAAGAGAGCAAGGGCAUGGUUCCUCAUCUUUGGCUUUCUGCUAAGCAGCGCACCUGGCAAGCUGGCAUAUCACGAUACAUCCCUAAUUCAGUUUGGAGCUGGAUUGUCAGUGCAGGAGCUGAUGUAAGUCUUGAUCCUAUGACCAACAACCCUUGGCUCCAUAUUUCUGAAGACCACAAGAAGAUUCAGGAGGGUCUAACAGAGGCCAAUCUGCCUUACAGCCCUCAGCGCUUUGAUAGUUUGCCCUGCGUACUGGGUUGGGAAGGCUACAUGAGCGGCCGCCAUUACUGGGAAGUGGAGUUUGCAAAUAAAGGUUAUUGGAGAGUAGGAGUGACAACUGCCUCUUCAAAGAGGCACGGCCGCUUCCCAAUGAACUCAUCCAGUGGUUAUUGGGUCCUGUGGCGGAGCACAAGGCAGUUUUUCGCCUGCACCAAUCCUGAAACCCCCCUGCCACAGGAGCUGGUGCCCCGGAGAGUGGGAAUAUACAUUGAUUAUGAGGAGGGACAGAUCUCUUUCUACAACGCCGACAACAAAUCACACAUUUACACUUUCACUGGACACUUUCGCGAAAAGCUGUACCCUUUCUUUUCUCUCAUGGAUGGCAGGACCCUUAUGACCUUAUGGUCUCCUAAAGAGCAUAGCCACUUUUAAUAACAUGGCAGGUUUAAAAGUUUAUCUUUCACUCUGCACUUUCACUCAUUUGUACAUUUACACUUUAAUAAAUGAUUCAUUGGAAUCAAUUAAAGCCAAAAAAAGAACUAAUAGCAGCCUUUACAAUCAGAGGAUUGAACAGCAUUGUGGGCUGGACCUACUUAAUAAAAGCUAGUAUUGAAAAUACAUGAUUGACACAUUAAUAUUUCCCAUUCAGAAUAUUUAUAUGUAUAUUUUAUGUCGAUCUAUAAUUUUAUACAUGCAUCUCAGCUUGUCUGCUUUCAUGUAUAUGAAUAACAGUAUGUGUUUUGACACAAAUAUUUCAUGAAAUAGAAAUUGCAUUAUGUUGGUAUGUUUAUAUUUCUAUAUAAAGUGUUGUCUGUGUAAUUCAUGUAACAUUAUAUAUGAUAACUACAAUGAUAUAUUUAUUAUAUUAAUGUGUAUAUG